GCUAGAGAAAAGUAUUCUGAAGUUUAUGAAUCAAAGCCCUCUCUCUCUAUUUUCUCUCUCUCUCCGGCAACAGAGCUUUGACGAUGAUGAGAAGCUUGUAAUUGAAGGUCUGAAAUGCUCUCGAAGCUCUGAGUUGAGCAGAUCAUAAAAUCAACCAUCGCGUGUGUCUAUAUAUCUAUAUACACACACAUAUUCCCUAUAUAGUGGUGGUGGUGGUGUUGGAGAAAUGCUGGAAAACCCUACUGAUUCAUCAUCAACCGCCAACAUUACCACCAUCAAGCGCUAUGCCCCACCCAAUCAGAGGAAUCGUUCUCUCGGCAGACGCAAAUCUGGUGGAGAUCGAUUUGAACGAGCAAACAACAUUUAUGCCAAUGACGAGAAGAAUCAAUGUGCUUCCUCAAAAAAUGCUCCUAUUGUGGAUCAAGGGGAUGCAGGAAGCAGCAUUCUUGUGAAUGAAAAUCCUCGUACAGGGUUAAUACCCUUACAGGGAUGUUGUAAUAGCGAAGCUUUUCAGCUUAUGAAUGACCGUUGGUUGGCUGCAAUGAAUUCAUACAAUAAUCCAUCAACAGAUUUAGCUGAAAAGCCUGUUAUGUACUCGGGGAGUGGUGCAUCAGCAUGGGGGCACUUUAGACUUCCUCAUCAGUUCAUACCUCCAACAGCAAGUGUUGGACCUUCUUCCGGGUCACAGAUGGAUUUCUUGAGCGAGCUUCGGCGUGCAAUGCGAAAUGCGAAUGCUACUCCUGACAUCUAAUAAUCACGAAUCACGGAACUUGAAGGUUUUAUAUGGCUUUGGCUUUUCAGAAUACUUUGAAUUGUAUUAUCAGUGAACCUGUUGUAUGUUCAUUAACAAUGAUGUGUGUUGCUUAUUUAGGCCUUUCCUUUAUUUACUUGACAAUGAAUUGUGCUUAUACCAUCCCCAUCCUUGUGUAUUCAUGAUGGUUAGCAUGAAUUGUGCUCGAAUGGAUGAAUCCAAGUGCCAUCUUUGUUUUAGGA
Molecule: messenger RNA, 993 nt
Organism: Cornus florida
Lineage: Eukaryota; Viridiplantae; Streptophyta; Magnoliopsida; Cornales; Cornaceae
Exons: 6
Coding region: 227-751 (174 amino acids)
Source: RefSeq, a predicted model, not a curated record